This is a messenger RNA of Phanerochaete carnosa HHB-10118-sp, 705 nucleotides long. RefSeq lists its product as uncharacterized. Lineage: Eukaryota; Fungi; Basidiomycota; Agaricomycetes; Polyporales; Phanerochaetaceae. The transcript has 2 exons. The record is from RefSeq and is a predicted model, not a curated record. The coding region runs from base 1 to 705 and encodes 234 amino acids.
AUGCUGGUGAUCACCAAAGCUGCGACCGCUCUCGAGAUUGUUCGGCACAAGUGGGGACCGGAGAAGGAAGACAACGCACAAGAAAUAGUCAAGCAUGGCAUUUCUUUCGUGAUGCUGUGGCCAUUGUCCGCGACAUGCCAGCUUGUCAAACCACCUCCCAUUGGCGGGUGGCAAGGGCUUGGAUUCAGAGAACUAGGCUAUCAAUCAGAGGUUCUCGACUACAUGCUUUAUUUGGAGCGCUGCCGCGCUGUACUGCGUCAUCCAAAUAUUCGCUUAGCCUUUGGAAGAGGUGGUAUCAUAUGGCGCCUGGCGUACGAAGAGAUGGACCUGAGCAGAGUGUCGUUUGGAUCUUCCGAGGAAUCUGACGAGAAGGUGGUCCACUGGCUCAAAGGUGUUGCGUACGAGGAUGCCACCCUUUCCGAAGACAACUUGAAUCACAUCUGCAGUAUUUAUCGCGUAUAUGCCAAUUCCACUCAUACUUUUGCGUCGGAAAGCUCCUGGUGGCCGAAGAACUCGACUUGGAGAGAGAGCGGGAUGCAUGUUGGGUACUGGACAAAGAUGAACGAAGAAUGGUUUGUGCAUUGUCAGAACUAUCUGCAGCAAGGCAUACAUGAAGGAAAUAAGAGUAAACUAGACCUCAAAAAUGCCAAAGCUUGGAGUCAGGCCCUCCGAUACGAGUCGAACAAGCAAUGGGACUUCCUAUGA